AUGAACCGAACAGCGCCUGACUGGGAGGCUGACUCGUGGUACAAGGACAGCCGCCAGCCCCCGUUGGCCACCCGGCUCGACACCGUCGUCAAGUUCCUCGCCGAGGAGGAUGACGACAGGCAUCAGCUAGACCAUGCCAGCACCCAGACCCAGGCCAUGUUCAACGACGCACUGAACAAGGCCAAGGCCCACGUGCUGUCGACACGCCUCAACUGGAUGAUUGACGGGCAAGACUGGCCUCUACCAUCUCGGAGCACCUCACUCCCUGACCGGAGAAAUCUCCUUCCAAUGUUGAUUCCCCCGCGUCCCCCUCGUCCAGUACACAGAAUGCUCGUUCACAGACCCGGGGACGACCUUCUCUACGAGAAAUUCGCCCGAGACGAGAGAGUGUGGUGGCAGCGCAUGGCCGGGGAUGACUUGCACCACAUUCCCACCGACGCCGAAAACCGCCUCGAACGCAACAACAUGGUCUACAUCGAAGACCAAAUCUUCCACUCUUUCGCCCAUGGAGACAGCACCGGCUGGAUCCGCACCGACCCCGGCACAAGACAAACCUCCCUCCCCGACGGGGCGCCCAUUUGGCCCGGCUGCCCCAAAAGUCGGGCCAUGGAACGAGGCGCCCGCGGCGCCGGUCUGCAGCAAGCCCUGCGCGCGCUGCCCACGAACCCGACGACAGACGAGCUCCACACGCCCUGGCGCCGCCUCGUCCUCCCCGUGCCGACGCCGCCCAGCCUGGACCGGUCCCAGCUGCUCGAGCAUCUGGAUCCGAUGCAGUGCACGGUCGACUACCGCGAGCGGCUCAGGAAGAUUAAGAUGACGCGUAAGCUGGCGCUGAUGCAGGUUGAGGCGCAGCACGUGGGAGAUCCCCGUUGGCCUGCGCUGCCGCCGAACUUGGUCAACGGCGGGCCAUUUGCCCGGCGCGUGCUGGAUUCCACGACCGAGGCGAGACGGGACAUGCUGAGCCAGCCGUUGUUGGAGGCUGUGUUUAAUAUGAUGAGAGCGGGUGCGAAGGGCGACUCCCGAGCGCCGGAGGGGGUCGAGUUGGCGAACCAUGAGUGGAAAAAGGCUGGCCGUGAGCGGCGGCCGAGGUAUCUCAACCACGAGGAGUUGCGGUGGCUCAAGUUCCUUACCGGCGAGUGUGUUAACUCCAAGAACUGGACGCGGCGCUUUUGUUCCGGAUACACCCAACGACAAAUACCGGCUGUUCCUUAUCUUUGCCCACAAGGUUUAUUGGAUGAUCCAAACCCUGAGGGGCUGUUCAGCCACCAUGACGCUAAGGUCGAGGUCGAGGACCUGCUGGCAGCCAUCAAUGCCGGGAAGGACAGCAGUAUCGUGACCAAGUACGAGUUCCAGCCGCAUGAUGCCUGCUGUUGGCUGGACAGGUUGAAUAAGAGCGGCCAUGUCAGAUUCCGUCUCGAUGUCAUGUGCUGCGGCGUCGUCGAGCGGCCCGUGGCCGAAUACUUCCCCGAGCAUCGCGUCAUGUGGCCAACCACAGGCCAUUUCGAGCGGCCCAAAUACCUCGAGAAACACAUCACUGACUUUGAGAGGGUCAUCCAAGUCCACCAGCCAGAUAUCAGCGAGGGUAGCGCCAUUUGGAAGUUCUUCGUCUCCCUCGCCUUCCGCCUGGGCUACACAAUCUCCGCCCUCGAGCAGGCCCAGGCUGAAGAACCCGCCGCAAGCCAGACCGCCACAACCCGCGGCCUCCGCGACGCCAUCACCAAAUGGAAGCAAGCCUGCGCGAACCUCCAGGGCACCUCCAGCCCAGAGCCAACCCCGCAAGAACUCGCCACCAUCCGUACCAGGAUCAUCGACGAGCUCAGCGCCAACGAACCCAUGCUCCACCCGGCCCGCACCCAACACUCCCUCUCCCGCGCCUCCGGCACCCCGCAGACCACCCUCGUCCGCGAUCACAAUUGGGACUGGGCCGCGCUCCCCGUGCGCGGGCAGUCCAAGCGGCGCCAGUACUGGUCCGUCAACCGCUGGCCGCUGGGGACGGGCCACCUGUCCGAGCCGGCCGAGCGCACCGUCCGCCAUGACGAGCACCUCGACCCGGCCGCGCAGGACCCGACGACCGACAUGAAGUACCUGCCGCCCAAGCUGACGUCAUAUCGGCAGGAAAAAACGGUGUACCGGCCCGGGCCAGCCGUCUUUGGGCUCGGGGACACGCGGUUGCAGAGGGAGAGGAUUGAGAAGAGGAUGGCAGAGAUGGUCGAGCAAGCGCUCGAGUUGGAACGCCGGCCAAAGAAGCGUAUUUGGGGAAACACCUUCGCGAGCCUGAACCCCUUUUCGCGUCCGUCGUCGAGGGCCGAGGAUCUAAGGGAGGACGAUAUGCUGCCGCCUGUCGACCCGAAGAUGGUCCCAAAAAGCUGGGACCCCGUGAUAGAGGCCGAGCAGCAGGAUGCUGACAAGGAAAUGGAGUCGGAUGCCGGCUCUGAAGAAGAGAUCGGAGACGAGUCUGAUGUCCAGAGUGUCGACGUAGCCAUGAUUGGCACGAGCGAGUCGUGA
Parathielavia appendiculata is the source of this 2505-nucleotide messenger RNA. RefSeq lists its product as uncharacterized. The coding region runs from base 1 to 2505 and encodes 834 amino acids. The record is from RefSeq and is a predicted model, not a curated record. The transcript has 7 exons. NCBI's taxonomy places the organism in Eukaryota, Fungi, Ascomycota, Sordariomycetes, Sordariales, Chaetomiaceae.